This is a messenger RNA of Anthonomus grandis grandis, 707 nucleotides long. RefSeq names its product peptidyl-prolyl cis-trans isomerase Fkbp12 (gene Fkbp12). Lineage: Eukaryota; Metazoa; Arthropoda; Insecta; Coleoptera; Curculionidae. The record is from RefSeq and is a predicted model, not a curated record. The coding region runs from base 135 to 461 and encodes 108 amino acids. Gene Ontology annotation, molecular function: peptidyl-prolyl cis-trans isomerase activity. The transcript has 4 exons.
GCUGAUAUAGUUGCGUGUGGCCGAGCCGGAAACCGAAGGGAACACAUUUCUUGUUGUUGGUUGUCGAUAGCGAGGCGUUGGUUCAUUUACUACUUAAAAGUUUUCCAUUUAAUUUUGUACAUACGUUUAAAAGAAUGGGUGUACAAGUGCAAACUAUUAGCCCGGGAGAUGGUUCAACUUUCCCAAAAACCGGCCAAACAGUAGUGGUCCACUACACAGGAACCUUAGAAAAUGGAACCAAAUUUGACUCUUCUCGUGACCGGGGAGUACCUUUUAAAUUCCACAUUGGAAAGGGAGAGGUCAUUAAAGGAUGGGAUGAAGGAGUUGCCCAGUUAAGUGUUGGACAAAGAGCUAAACUGAUCUGCUCUCCCGACUACGCUUAUGGAUCAAAAGGUCACCCAGGCAUCAUCCCUCCCAAUUCUACCCUAAUUUUUGAUGUAGAACUACUUCAAAUCCAAUAAGCAAGCAGCAUUUAUUAAUUUAUUUUCUUAAAUUAAGAAUCUUUAAAACAAGCAGUAAUAAGCAUUUUUUGCUAGGCUCCAGUAAGGAGUGCUAGUUUAUUUUUUUUAAUUUCCCAGCUAGAGGACAGUAAUUAAUGUUUUAGCUACUUGAUUUUUUGUGAGACAAAAUUAAUAAAAUAGUAGAUCUGGAAGUAUAGAAAUCAUAAAACUGUUGUUCAAAUAAAAUGAGUAAGGGAAAUAGUUAAA